AUGGCCAGCUACAUCGCCAACAAGGUGACUAAGCGCUUCGUCUCCGGCCAAGCCAAAAAGUACGAGCCCGAAGAUCCGCUGUACGAGUUCUACACCGCACCCAAUGGCAAGCAGAAGCGACGCAAACGCGCACUCCCCCCUGGACUGACCCGCAAACAAGCCAAGCUGCUCAAAAAGAUCAAAAAGCGCGCACACUACCUCGACAAGGGCUUUCACCUCUGCGGUCUGCGCUUCGGAUGGACCUUCUUCAUCGGUAUCGUCCCCGGCCUCGGCGACCUUGUCAAUGCGAUCCUCAAUCACACGCUCGUAGUCAAUCCGGUCAAGAAGGAAUUCGACGAACGUCCGGAUUGGUUGAUCCGACAGAUGGUGUUCAACAAUGCUGUGUCGACGGGAGUCGGAUUUGUACCGCUGGCGGGUGAUGUGAUCAUGGCUGCGUGGAAGACGAAUUCGAGGAACGCGAGGUUGUUGGAGGAGCUGAUGAGGCUGCAGGGUGAGGAGAACAUUGCCAAGGGUCUACCGGAUCUGACGCCUCGCUCGCCGAACGAUCCACAGCCGCUGCAGAACGCUGCUCAGAAUUACUUGCAGGGCGAGGCAGGUGGAGCUGCUGCCGCAGGCGCAAACGCGUCAGUCGGCAAUUCGACUUCGAACCUUGUCCAGGGCAAUCAGUACAAAGGAACAUCGCAAGGUGUUGGACAGGCACAGCAACCCAUGCAGGCCGCUUCCAAUGCGCCUGUAUCUGCCUCGGCCAAGAAGAAAUGGUACUCCCGCUAG
Molecule: messenger RNA, 771 nt
Organism: Pseudozyma hubeiensis SY62
Lineage: Eukaryota; Fungi; Basidiomycota; Ustilaginomycetes; Ustilaginales; Ustilaginaceae
Exons: 1
Coding region: 1-771 (256 amino acids)
Source: RefSeq, a predicted model, not a curated record